This is a messenger RNA of Camellia sinensis, 1422 nucleotides long. Lineage: Eukaryota; Viridiplantae; Streptophyta; Magnoliopsida; Ericales; Theaceae. The record is from RefSeq and is a predicted model, not a curated record.
AUGUGUAAAUACAAUAAGCCUUGUGCUGCUAUUAAGAUUAGUGAGGGAUGUAGUUAUCAUGAAGUUAUUGAGAAAAUAUGUGCGAAAUUCAAGAAGCUGAGUGUUGUUUCUAGUGGUUCUCAUGUUGUUGAUGUUGUUGUGGGAGUGAAUUAUUUGAAGAAUGAUGCAAUGAGAUUGGAUAAUGUGCAUACUUGUGGGGUUAUUGCUCGUAGAUCUUGUAGCAAAAUGGUUGGUUCUAGACUUGUCUCUGAUAUUGUGCAUAAUGAUAUUGGAGUUGAUAAGGCAAGAGGUGGGUUGUUUGGUGAUUUUGCAUCUUCUUUUGACCAACUUCGAUGGUACCUUGAGACAAGUAUGAGAACGAAUCCCGGAAGUGUGUUUGAAUUAGAUGUGAAUGAAAGCAGUGGGUGUUUUCGGAGGUUUUUUAUGGCAUUUCAUGGAUGUUUGUAUGGAUUUCAAUUUUGUCGUCCAUUGUUAUUUGUUGAUAGUACAUUCUUGAAAGGGCGUUAUAAGGGGCAUUUGUUUGUAGCAACAUCAAAGGAUGGUAAUCAAGUUGCUAAAGGUAUUGGUUUAGGCCAGAGAUUGACCUUUGUGUCCGACCGUCAACAUGGAUUGCUAGACGCUCUUUCAGUGGUUUUUUCCAAUGCACAUCAUGCAUAUUGCUUGAACCAUUUGAAGAGAAAUUUGAUUGACAAAUUGGUGGGACUUUGUACUAACUAUAAGCUGACUUUGAUGAAAAUAUUAGUUAAAUAUUCUUAUGCAUCAACUAUUGCUUCUUUCCAACAUUAUAUGGAGAAAUUGAGGCGUAUUGCUAGGAAUGGUAGAGUUGAUAGUAUGUUGGAUAGUUUGCAAAAUGAUAAGUGGGCAAAUUCAUUUUUUAGAGGGAAACGAUAUGGUGAUAUGUCAUCUAAUGCUGCUGAGUCUUAUAAUAAUUGGAUUGGUGGGACUCGUGAGUUGCCUAUUACUUGUAUGGUUGAUAUGAUUAGGGUUCAAAUCAUGACUCAAUUGUCUAAUAGGAGAGCUGAAUCUAAAAGAUGGUCUACCAAAUUGUGUCCAGUUUUGGAAAAAAAGUUGGUGGACUCUUUGAAGCUAGCUAAGUCUUGGGAUGUGAUUGUUGCUAGUAAUACUGUACUUGAGGUUCAUUCUUCUAUUUCUUUUUAUGUUGAUAUUGAAAGUCGUACAAGUAAUCUUUUUAUCCAGUGCCUUCAAGUGAGAGAUUUGACUUUGAUGGUGCCAAUAGUUCGAUUAUCAAACUUUGAUGGUGCCGAUAGUUCGAUUAUCAAACCUCUUAUAACGAAGAAGCAACCCGGGCAGAACAAAAAGAAAAGGAUACCUUCUAGGGGUGAGAAUGUAAAGCAAAUCAAGUGUGGGGGGUGCUUGAAAUAUGAGAAUCACAAUAAAAAGACGUGCAAGGCUGCUAUUUGA